Molecule: messenger RNA, 6313 nt
Organism: Gamsiella multidivaricata
Lineage: Eukaryota; Fungi; Mortierellomycota; Mortierellomycetes; Mortierellales; Mortierellaceae
Exons: 8
Coding region: 239-6181 (1980 amino acids)
Biological process (GO): microtubule-based movement; mitotic spindle organization
Molecular function (GO): microtubule binding; ATP binding; microtubule motor activity
Source: RefSeq, a predicted model, not a curated record
ACCGCUGUGAUUGGUCUUCCUCGACACUGCUACUUAUCGUAUCCUAAUCCUAUAUGCUAAAACCAUACCGUUGCUGCUAUCAUUUCUACUAGUCUACUACUACCCUAUACACGUACAUAAUAAGGAUUCAUUCCUAUCGCUACCUAUCACUGCCCUUUGACUCGAACGCAUUUUCUUCCCGAGCCGAGUUCGCGUUGUUGAUUUGACGCGUUCUGCCCCGAUAUUCUGAAACGACAUCAUGAACACAGCCGUCAAAGUUGCGCUUCGUGUCCGACCACUUACGCUCCAGGAGCAGAUCAACAACUGCUCCGAAGCCAUCUCCUAUGUUCCAAAUGAGCCCCAAAUCGGUAUCGUCGGUUCCGACAAAUCUUUCACGUUCGACUAUGUCUUUGAUGAGGAGACUGCACAGCAUAAGGUCUACGAAUCAUGUGCCAAAGAGCUCGUCGAUCGCUUUAUUGAAGGAUUCAACGCCACAAUCCUCGCUUAUGGACAAACGGGAAGCGGAAAGACAUACAGCAUGGGCACAGGAUUGCAAUAUAAAGGAGCUGAUCAAGCCAUCGUACCACGAUCGGCCCAAGCCAUCUUCUCAUCGCUGGACGCCCAGAUGGAACAAGACCCACACAUGGAGUACCAGGUCUAUGUAUCCUUCUUAGAGUUGUAUAACGAGGAGCUCAUUGAUCUACUGCAGACACAACCGCGCACUCGAAAAGAUUCGAUUCAAGUCCGCGAAGAUGGAUUCGGCGGUAUCUCAUGGCAGGGUGUCAAGGAACAGCAAGUCUCAUCAGCACAGGAACUUCUGGACUGGCUGCAAAAAGGGUCACUGUGCAGAACGACAGCAGCGACCGACAUGAACCAGACGUCUUCUCGAUCCCACGCCAUUUUCUCCGUCAUCUUGAAGCAACAACGGUCAGAAGAAAUCGAGCCCGCGCCUGAAGCUGAGGAGGAAGGAGAGUCUGGGUCGCCAUCUGCUGGUCCAGUGGCAACUACUAAGACUGAAAAGCUCAAGAAACUCGCUUCCAAGUUCCAUUUUGUUGAUUUAGCUGGAUCCGAAAGAUUGAAACGAACGAGAGCUGUUGGUGACCGUGCUAAAGAGGGCAUCUCGAUCAACUCUGGAUUGUUGGCUCUCGGAAAUGUUAUCAGCGCACUCGGUGACGAAUCCCGAAAGUCCUCCCACGUCCCAUACCGUGACUCAAAGUUGACGCGACUUCUUCAGGAUUCCCUUGGUGGCAACAGUGCGACCCUGAUGUUGGCUUGUGUAUCUGCAGCUGAUGCCGAUAUCAACGAGACCGUCAGCACACUCGUCUAUGCAAACAGAGCCAGGAACAUUCGCAACAGAGUCGUCAUCAACCAGGACUUCAGGGACUCGAAUAACGCAGAAAUCGCCCAAUUGAGGGCAGAGAUUAACCGACUCAAGAUGGAGAACAGUGCCUUCAGAGCCAUGGGAUCAGGACCCGCUGCAGAGCUGGAUCAGCGCCGUGCAGCGGAGGAGAUGAGGUCUUUGCGAGGCGAGGUCACACGGCUCCGCGAGCGUCUGAAGGAGAGCAGCUCGGAGCUUUGCGAUGUCCUUGCAGAGCGCGACACUCUCUUGGUUGAGCGCGAGGUGACAGGAGAUGCUAAUAUCGAAGCGCACCCCAUUAUGCAGACCUACCACCGCACAGUCAUGCAGCUGAAGGAUCGCCUGAUCGCAGCUGAAGACCAAGCCCUAGAACUCCAGACUCUGCUUUCUCAGAAGCCCAGCACCGUGUUUGGUCGAAGACAACAAACCCCACCCAAUCGUCACAAGGCGCCUUCGCCCUACAAAGGAUCGCCUUACCGGAGGAGAGUCGAGCCACCUACUGACGAUGACCAUGAUGCCGAUGGCGAGCACGAUGAGGAUCAGCGCCGCAAAGACAUAUCUCCAGCGCGUGGCCGCCAGUCAAAGCGCAGGAGCAGACAAUCGUCCCGAGCUGUCUCCAGGUUCGAUUUCGGCGCCAGCGCAGCAAGCCUUGGGGCCGAACCCGCUAAGCUGCCAACCAGCCCACCUAUGCCUCAAGUUGAGCAAAUUCUUGCUCCUGGUGGCGCUUCCUCUUGGUUCCAGAAUUUGAAGACGGAAGAGAGCCAGCCCCUCUCUGCUCAGCACUUGGAUUACUCUUCCACUGGUUCUUCUUCCUUGCUCCAGCGUGUUCCCAUCGACUCGGACUCGUCCGACUUUUCUCGUAGACGCCGAGCUGCCCGCCACGGAGCAGGAGGUGCUGCCGAGACCAUGGACAAGGCCAAGGAAGACAUUCGCCGCGGACUCCUUCUGCUCAAGGCCGAGAAGAACGGUAUGGGCAUGGACAUGGACCUGCUCAACCUCUUGGACCCUACUGCCUCUUCACAGCUGCGACCCAGCCCAGGGUCAAGCCGUCGUCGCGAUUCCAUGACUUCCUCCAUGUCCUCAGGAUCCUCCCGUUCCCGAUUCCAGAUCAUGCCAACCUUGGAGGAUGUGGCCAACGGCGCUGUCAUCUCGCCCAUGCGUGCAUCGUUCCCAUUCCCUCUGCCCCCUGGUCAGACUUCUUGGAAAGAAACUUCGAGCCCACAGGACCAGAAGGUGUUCUUCGAGGCGGAGCAAAAGGCUGCCGAGACCCUUGCCAAUGCAAUGAAGGCAAUGCACCGCUUCAGCUUCCCCUUGAACGCAUCCGACACGCAGCAGAUCAGUCAGCAGCAGCAGCAGUCCCGCCUCGCCGCCGCCAUCCAGCAACAGAAGGCAGCCGCCAUUGCACUUCCGGACUCCGAUACAGGGUCCGUUCUCGAGACCUCCUCUUUGUCGGGCUCGAGCUCUAUUAGGCACUCCAUGAAGAGCGCUCCUCACAGCCUCUCUCAGAGCUAUACCCAUAACAGCUCUCAUAACGCUCCUCCAAGCAUUCACCAGAGCAUUGCCCCGAGCAUCUCCAACGCCAGCGCCAGGUCAUCCGAGAAACCAGCAGAGAGACUCAAUUACGAUGCGAUGUUGAAUGAGGUCCAGAACGGUCUCGCUGACAAGGAAGAGCUGGUGAUGCAGCUAGAGAGGGUUGAGGCUGACUACCACAACAUGAGGAACCAGUAUGAAGAAGAGAUCCGCAUUAUGGAGGACAGGAUCAGAGAGGCCGAAAUGGAUCGUGAACGUGGAAGGGCCAAUGAGAACAAGAUCCCUGGCUCUGUCAAGAUCAAGUAUGAGACCAAGAUCAAGCAGCUCAUGGCUGAGCUCUCGGAUCUGCAGCACAAGUACGCCGAUGUAUCCAAGAUUGCGAAUGAGAAGCGCAACUUGGCUGAGAACCAAUUGAGAACUCUGCGUGUAGCCGUGGAGAACCUCAAAACGGAGAAGCAGCGCAUGAUCAAACGCAUGAAGGAGGAUGCGGAGCGCAUCAAGGAGAUGAAUGCCGCCAACGAUCGCGAGAUCCAGGCCCUCCGACGCGCAGAGAAAGCGGCUCAGGAAGGACGCAAGAAGGCCGAGAAGGAGAUCGAGCUGCAGCUGCAGCAACAGCAGCGCACUGCGGCGAUGCUCCAUCGCAACAACAGCACUGGAUCCAAUACCCAGCAGGCCAGGGUCAUUGGAUUCCUGAAGAAGCCCCAGACACCCAAGGGUAUCACCAAGUCGGCCAAGAGACCACCUCGCCUUGGACCAUCGGAAAGAACCGACGGCAAGGGCUCCUCUAUCCCUGCGCCCAAGUCCUCCAGAAGCCAGGCUUCGCUUCGUGCUCAGGUCACCCAGAAGAAGCAGGUCAUCGAUCGCGCUAUCUAUGGUUACAUUUCUGGACAGCAUGCCAUUAACGUUAUGGACGACAUGUUGAAGAAGCGUGAGAGAUUGAGGAGCGAGAAGCAAGAGCUGGAGCAGGAACGUCAAAGAGUUGUUCAGGCACAGGAGGAGGAUGCGAUUGCCCACGGCACUAUCAUGCUUGACUUUGCCAGCGAGCCUCAGUACAUGGACGACCGUCUCAGCAUGAUCGAUGCUGAGGUUGCCUACAUCAAUGCCAGAAUCCGCGCACUGCAGGCCGAGGCGGCCGCCCUUGGAUUCGUGACAGCGAUCGAGAAGGUCCACCACGAUGAGGACGGCAAGGAUGGAUCGGCCACCAACGACGAGGAAGAGCUGAUGACCAAGUUGAUCCGAAAGGGUAUGGCCGACGAUGCGAUGGGUCUUCCUCCAGGCUCCGGCGCCGCCGUUGCCUUCGAUUCUUCCAUCUCGAUCUUGCGCUCUAUGGAGCUGCCCGAGUCGCGAGAGUUCCUUGAGAUGCUUUUUGAGGAUAUCGUGGCAGUUCGCGCACAUGAGAAUGUGCUAUUGGUCCAGGUCGCGAACCAAGAAAAGGUCAUCGAGGAGCUGAAGCGGGCCCUCCAAGCCAUGCGUCAGGCGGCCGUCGGUGCCACCUUCGGUUACGAGAAGCGCUGCGAUGUUCUUGAGCAGAAGCUGCGCCAGCUUGGAGGAUCCUCCAGCGAUCUGUCUCCCAGACCUCAUGCCGAUGGCUCCUCUGAAGAGGAUGAGAACGACGCUGAGGUCGCCAGGUUGAGCCGUGCUGCUUUCGGAGGAGAUGAGAUGCAGUCGGCUAUCUUGAACAGGGACGAGUCCAAGGACCAGUCGUGGACUCCUUUGCCCGAUAAUGCUCUCCCUCUAUCGGGAUCCGCUGCAGAGGCCGUCUUGGACGUCAAGGCAAAGCGCGCCUCUACGAUCUUUGACCUGCUUUAUGAGGACGCCAUCAAGACCUCAGACGAAAGCUCACCCAAGGUCGGUGGAACCGGUGGCGAAUUCUCUCGCAUGCUUAUUGCCAACCACGAGCGCCGCGUUUCCUGGGCUGGCAUCCCUGCCGCUGACAUGGAAGAGCCUGCUCCUCAAGAACAGGAACAGCGCCCUCAAGGACAGGAGCAGGAGCAGCACCAGCAGCUGCAGCAACAGCAACAGCAGCGCCAUCGCUUGGCUCGUUCCGUCAGCACUAGCUCGAUCAGCAACAAGGCGUUGCAGGAGCGCGUAGAGGCUAAGGAGCGAGGCAACACUUCGAUGUACGGACACCGACGCGGAGGAAGCAGCAGCGGUGGUAGUGGAGGCGGCCAGGGAUUGGCCAUUGCCAACAGUCGCAGCUCCUCGAGCAUGCACCGCAUCUCAUCCGGAGCUCUUCGUCCGAACGCAGAUGCAGUCGCCCUUCGACGCAGCUCAACCCCGGUGCCUGGCCCUGCCGUUGCUCCAAGGUCUGCGGAGGCUGUUGCCCUUCGACGUAGCUCGACCCCGGCUUCAAGCCCUGCCAUCGGUCCAAAGUCUUCAGCUCGACCACGGUACAGCGCGGGCUACAACUCGAACGCAGAUGCACCCCCACCUUUGCCUGCUCAGCAUCACCCUCGACAUGGCGGUACUCCCUUGACCAUCCAGACCGGAUUCUCCAACGGCCAUCCUCCUCAACAUACCCUUCGACACGCCAAGAGCCACCAACAACCUCUAAACAGUCAGCGCCAGAUCUACGACAGUCGCCGCGCCAGCACCCCCAGUCCCGCACUGGUUGGCAAGCGUCUGCCACGCUCGGACUCUGACAAUACCGGCUUUGUGAGCCAGAGUAUCAGAAACCAGGGCGGUAAUGCCCGACCCCUCAGUCGAGUCGGCAUGACAACGACGACGCCGACAGCGACCAACAUGGCGCACGCGGCAGGAUUUCAAGAUGGAUAUGGCCAGCCCCAUCACCAUCAGGGCCCAAUGGAGACCUACCACACGCAUCACCACAACAACAGCGCGGCGCGUCGCAUCAGCGGAUCCUGGGACGACAACCAAAAUGUGUACGAGCGUUUGGCCUCUGUGCACACCCAGGCGAGCCAGGCUCGAGUCCUUGCCACGCGAAGCAACAGCUACAGCGCCCAGCCGUCGACUCCUGCAGGCGGGAGCAUGAUGACGAGCGGCGGAAACUUCCAUCAGAUCCAAAACCAUCACCUCUUGCAGCAACAGGGCAAGGGCGGCCCGAGGAUGCAUCCGCCCUCAGUCGACGGUUUGAUUCACCUGGCGAGCGAGCACGGCGACGGUGAAGGUGAGGGUGAGGGUGAGGGCGGAGACGGCCAUGACCCGGCAGAGCGCCACUGGUCAUCGAACUCUUCGUCCUCGGUGACCAGUGCCUCGACCACGUCAACGGCCGCAACGAACUCUCCGACGAUGGAAGAACCCAUCCACGAGCCGAUCCAAUCCCUGCCCAAGGCAGAGGUUGGUCCUGUAUUUUAAGAAUAGCCCCCCCAAUACCCCUAUCCAUCCACUAUUAUAAAUAUUUUCUCCACCCUAUACCAAUAGUAACCAGUAGUCUAUACCAGAAAAAUGUGAAAAUAUAUUCAAGCGGGCAUCAACUGCCCUGAUCCA